Molecule: messenger RNA, 678 nt
Organism: Cryptococcus amylolentus CBS 6039
Lineage: Eukaryota; Fungi; Basidiomycota; Tremellomycetes; Tremellales; Cryptococcaceae
Exons: 2
Coding region: 39-350 (103 amino acids)
Biological process (GO): mitochondrial outer membrane translocase complex assembly; protein insertion into mitochondrial outer membrane
Cellular component (GO): mitochondrial outer membrane
Source: RefSeq, a predicted model, not a curated record
GACUCUUUCAUUGUCUCUCGCUCCCACCACUCAUCAAAAUGCCGAUCCCCUGGCACCCGCCCCCUUCUGGCCCAUCCCAACCUCCCCAUCCCUCACCACCUUCCUACCCUUCGUCAUUUGGGACAGACUCAGAUAUCGACUCGGGCAGCGAUAUCUCCUCCGACGACGAGUCGGAGCUAGAUGCCAUGAUUCAGGAGGAGUGGGAGGAGUCGCUGAGACAAUUCGAGGUGGUUGUUUCUAUCGUUGUCAUCCCGUAUUUUGGAAAAUGGUUCGGGAGAAAAUGGGCCUUCUGGGCAUACGAAAGAUAUCAAACCAUCGGCAUAGGGAAGGCAUUUUUUGGCCUUCUGUAAUCUCAUAACGACUUGUAAUCAAGAUCAGAUGUAUCCAUCCACAUGCACUUUACUCGACACCAUCCCCACUGCUGUGUCCUGUAGGCGAUACUCUACCUCUUUCUAUCGAUGUUAUCUAUGAGCCUCGCCAACGCACCCUUCUCCGGCUUGUAUUCCCUUCUCGUCAUCUCUCCCAUGACCUCAUCCACCUCUGCCCAUUUAGAAGCGCUGGAAAGCGCACUGAGUAGUAGCAAGUAGGUGUCGCUGUUGGGGUUGACCUUUUGCCUUAGCAUCUUGUGCCACAACAUCAUCAUCGUAUCCACCGUCCCUCCCCCCCCAGCCCCGAGUU